AUGUCGAUAAAUCUUCGAGAGCGGGCGAUUGCCAUCACUCAGCACCUGAAUACAUUCAACAUCGAAGCUAUUCGCGGGCUGUUAUCUGAUUCCUCUGAUUUCCAUUUCAGAUUUGGUCCGGAAUCAGCCCUCCAAGCGUUGGGAAAGCCAGGGGGUUUCAAUAAGGAAGAGGUGCUCGAAUUCUUCGGCAACCAUCGAAAAAUUGUUAAGCAUUUCAAUUUCUUGGAGCCCGACUUCGUGGUUGAGGGAGACGGCUGUGUGGCGUACCACACCAGAUCCGAUGGUGUUUCUGUCGAUGACCAGCCUUUUCGCAACGAGUACUCUUGGUUUGUGAAAUUUGACGAUGACGGGAGAAUUCUUCAGGUCAUUGAAAUGGUCGACAGUGCCUACAUCAGUCAAGUCGUCCCUAGGGUUGGCUAUGUUUCCAAGUAUCUUGAAUAG
This is a messenger RNA of Aspergillus homomorphus CBS 101889, 441 nucleotides long. RefSeq names its product nuclear transport factor 2 family protein. The transcript has 4 exons. The record is from RefSeq and is a predicted model, not a curated record. NCBI's taxonomy places the organism in Eukaryota, Fungi, Ascomycota, Eurotiomycetes, Eurotiales, Aspergillaceae. Bases 1 to 441 code for a protein of 146 amino acids.